AUGUCGGGUCGAGAAGUGGAAUCAGCCCUUCAUCUUGGCCUUGUCUUUCAACAAAUUCCAGAAACGUCAACGGUACCAGCAACAUCUGGUGAGACGUCACGUAAGCGUACGGCAGAUGUGGAACCCACUGCAGAUGUUCCAUCGGCAAGUCGCCGUCGUCGUAAUGCUAACACGGAUGCAUCAUCAUAUAUUAGGCCUACAUUUCCCAGUUGCUGCGUUAACGGUACGUUAUUCUAA
Molecule: messenger RNA, 237 nt
Organism: Acanthocheilonema viteae
Lineage: Eukaryota; Metazoa; Nematoda; Chromadorea; Rhabditida; Onchocercidae
Source: the annotation of a GenBank genome assembly